UGCAAGUUGCAAAAACAACAGUAAAAAUGUUAGUGAAACUGGUGUGGGUCUUUAUUUAUUGCCUUGUUUCUACUGCAGAGGCAGAAUUUGAACUGGGUUACUACAGGCUAGACUAUAAAGGAGGCCCAAUUUCCACAAAUGCUUUGAGAGUAGAUAACAACACAAACGUCUACGUAAGACAGGUCUAUACCAAACAAUACGAAUUACUUCCUGCGUCAGUCCGUACAAGUUCACCAAUUGCCACUUCAAAUGCUUAUGCAUCUGAGUUUACGUCCGAUUCCAAUGUCAAAGACUACCACAUAUACGUUAACGAAUUCAGCGGUCCCAGAACUCUGGAAAAUUUAAUCAUAAAAAACUGUAAAACCCUCACAGUCCUAUUUCGAUGCACCAAAUACGCAUGGGAGAAGAAAAACCUGAAAUACCUAGAAAUAUCCAACAUUGAGAAACUGAAGAUCCAAAGCGUGGCGCUGUAUCAGUCCCUGCUGCCCCCAACCGUCGUCUUCGAGAACAUAAAACUCAUAGAAAAUAUUCCCAGCCACACCUUCACCCAAACCAACAAGAAACUGAAUAUAAUAAGGUGCGUUUUGCCCUAUUACAAUUUUCACUCUAUAAAUUUUCGUAAUGUUUCAAUAAAUACAGUUCAAGCAAAGGCGUUUUAUAUGCCAGACAGCUUCGGAAAUGUCACUUUCACCAACGUAAUAAUAAGAACGUUAGAAAGCUCGUCCAUUAUAGUAAACCAUGACCAUAAGAGUGUUUUUCUGUUUGAAGACAGUACAGUGGGGCUUGUAAAACCAUCAGCUGUACGAGUAGUUGCACAAAAAAACAUUUUCUCAAACAACGGGUUCGGGGAAAUCUUACCUGUUGGUAUUAGAGCCACAACUGAUGAAUUUAACUUUAUAAACAAUACAGUGCAUAAACUAUUGCAUCGCCAGGGGCUCACAGUUACCUCCCAACAUGUACUCGUGACCACCAAUCAUUUCAAAUACUUAAAAACUGGUGCUUUCUUUGGACUGGGUGGUUCAGAGAAACAGUUUGGACGCUACCAAUUUGUUGGGAACGUGGUGGAUUUCGUAGAGGAAGACAGUCUGCUUCCUAAAUUAUAUUCGUACAGGAAUGUUUCUGGCCAGAUAGCGUUUAAGAAGAAUACUUUCUCUUGUGAAUGCUAUCAGUCAGGGUUGCUUCUGUCAAGGAUAGGAAAAGGGAACACCCAUACCACUACAGAUGAAUUCUAUAAAAUAGUAUUUGAUGAACGAUCUGAAAACGUAUGUUCGAGCACCUGCAACUUGCCGCUUUCCGCUGCUAAGGAUAAGAUUGUCCAAGGGAAAUGUACUAACAGAAUAACUGUUGCUGGUCUCUGCACAUCAAGGAAGAAAACUGAACUUAAACUAGUUACUAGUUCACCUAGAUCUGGCACUCCUCUAUCGCCAUUUACCAAGCCCUCUUAUGUCAUUCAAAGUAGCAAUAAGCCAGUUCCUAACAAGUUUAAAUUAGAAGCAAAAACAACCCGUUUUGUAUUACCCACAACACGUAUGGUGACUACCACAACUUCAUCCUUCAUAUCAUUCCAUGGUACCACCAAUAAACAAUCCAUCAACAAGCAGGAGAUCCGAAGGACAACAGUGACUUUACCAACAACACAAAAAUUAACAACUCACAUUGUUGAACCAACUAAAAUGUUGCCUGUAAAAUAUGUUACACCUAAUAUUUAUUCCUCAUCAUCUAAAAAUCCCUUCGGAGCUUCCAACGACGAUUUGCUUUUACCAUCGUUCAAAACAAAAUUGGAGACCAACAAAUCGACUGUAAAAUAUGAAUAUGCUGCACCUACUACUGAUUUCUCCUCGGAAGAAAACAAGGACGAAAAGUUGAAAAGCAAGAACACAUCUCCACUACCUGUUAAAUACGAAAUAACUACUUCCUCCAGAUAUACCAUACCUAAUAUUUCUGCUUCAGAAACUUCUGCAUCUCCAUUUUCUGGUAAAUAUACCGAUGGAUCAACGGUUGCAAUACCAACAAAAGAUGAACUGACCUCUUUUUCAACUGAUUCAUCAACCGAAGAAAACACGUCUCAUUCGUCUUUAGAAACUUCUUCUACUUUAUUUGAUAAAACCACUAACAGUGACUUAUCAACAGAAGAUGAAAUGACUUCCACUGACAGAUCAACUGAAGAAAUUACAUUUUCUUCUUCGUCUUCUUCAGAAACGUCUUUCUCUACGUUUCGUCAAAGAAAUGGCAGUGAUAUCCAUUUGGUAACAAGAAACCAACAACCAAAGGCCAAGGUCAUCUCUACAUUGUCAACAUCAGUAUAUAAUUUGACUACAGCUACUUUUUCAGUAACAACAGUACCAACUACUAAAUAUAAAGCUGCAGGAUCAUUAACACCUACCCCAAAAGAGAUAUCAGCAUUUGAUGAAGAAUUUAAAGUAAAAACAUCAAAUUCAAAUCUCAAAGCGAUAGUGGGAAAUUGUUCUAAGACUUAUUCUUUAUCUUUUUCGCUUCUACUCUUCUUAAUUAGCUUUGUAUUAAGUCUCUUAUAAUUUAAUUAAAACUCGUAAUAUUUGUAGGGAAAAUUAGACAUUAUUUACUUCUAU
Messenger RNA from Anoplophora glabripennis (Asian longhorned beetle), 2588 nucleotides. RefSeq lists its product as uncharacterized. The record is from RefSeq and is a predicted model, not a curated record. Lineage: Eukaryota; Metazoa; Arthropoda; Insecta; Coleoptera; Cerambycidae. The transcript has 4 exons. The coding region runs from base 27 to 2534 and encodes 835 amino acids.